AUGUCAAAAAAUACAGACAACGACAAAGCAACACCUAAAAAAGUUACUGAGAAAAGCACUCCAAUUAUCACCAAGUCAGAACCAGAUAAAACUGUUGAAAAAACUUCAGACGACAGUGAAAUUGAUCUUGUUGAAGUAUACAAAAGACACAAAGAGUUUUUAGCCAAACAUGUGGUUAACAGACGCAAGUUGAAACAAGAAGAAUCUAACGAACCAUUGCUUACAAAAGACAAGACGCGUCAUACCAUAUAUCCUAUUAAGUAUCCGGAGUUAUGGCAAUUCUACAAAAAGUCGUUGGCCUCGUUUUGGACAGCUGAAGAGCUUGACUUAAGUAAAGAUUUGGCCGACUGGAACAAUAAAAUGAACGAAAAUGAAAGAUUUUUCAUCUCCCGAGUGUUGGCAUUCUUUGCUGCCUCGGAUGGUAUUGUCAAUGAGAACUUGGUGGAAAAUUUCUGUGCUGAAGUACAAAUACCAGAGGCUCAACUGGUAUACAAGUUUCAGAUCAUGAUGGAAAACAUCCAUUCAGAGACUUAUUCGUUGUUAAUCGAAACAUACUUCAAGGACCCAGAAGAAGCGGACUUUUUGUUUAAUGCUAUUGAAAAUAUCCCAUUCAUCAGAGAAAAAGCCGAUUGGGCCAUCAGGUGGAUUCAAGACGAGGAUGCUUUGUAUGCUGAGAGAUUGGUUGCGUUUGCUGCCGUUGAAGGUAUAUUUUUCAGUGGUUCGUUUGCAGCAAUUUUCUGGUUAAAGAAAAGGGGGUUGAUGCCAGGAUUGACAUUUUCGAAUGAAUUGAUUUGCCGAGACGAAGGGAUUCACACGGAUUAUGCCUGUUUGUUAUUCUCGUAUUUAAAGAAUAAACCUUCUCCAGAAAUCAUUGAGAAAAUCAUUACCGAGGCUGUGACUAUUGAGAAAAAAUAUUUCAGCGAUGCGCUUCCAGUAUCUUUAUUGGGAAUGAAUUGUGACUUGAUGUGCCAGUAUGUUGAAUUUGUUGCUGAUCGAUUAUUAGUGGCCUUUGGAAAUAAAAAGUAUUACAAUGUUACUAAUCCAUUUGAUUUUAUGGAAAAUAUCUCAUUGGCUGGUAAAACUAAUUUCUUUGAAAAGAGAGUUUCUGAUUACCAAAAGGCCGGUGUAAUGGAAAAAGUAGACAAGCAGAACGAAGAGACUGGAUUGUUUGACCAAGAUUUCUAA
Messenger RNA from Candida dubliniensis CD36, 1185 nucleotides. RefSeq names its product Rnr22p (gene RNR22). The coding region runs from base 1 to 1185 and encodes 394 amino acids. The transcript has a single exon. Lineage: Eukaryota; Fungi; Ascomycota; Pichiomycetes; Serinales; Debaryomycetaceae. The record is from RefSeq and is a predicted model, not a curated record. Gene Ontology annotation, biological process: deoxyribonucleotide biosynthetic process. Gene Ontology annotation, molecular function: oxidoreductase activity.